Molecule: messenger RNA, 1206 nt
Organism: Aedes aegypti (yellow fever mosquito)
Lineage: Eukaryota; Metazoa; Arthropoda; Insecta; Diptera; Culicidae
Product: prostaglandin reductase 1
Exons: 2
Coding region: 170-1165 (331 amino acids)
Biological process (GO): prostaglandin metabolic process
Cellular component (GO): cytoplasm
Molecular function (GO): 15-oxoprostaglandin 13-reductase [NAD(P)+] activity; 2-alkenal reductase [NAD(P)H] activity
Source: RefSeq, a predicted model, not a curated record
GCACGAUAAACUUGCACUCGUAUUUAUCCUGCGGUGUCCAUCAUACAGAUAUGUUCUAGUAUAGAAUUUUACUCUUAGGUCAAUUGAAGAAUAACAGUUCCCCCUGGUAGAGUGGAAAAAUCAGUUUAGUGUCAUUUGGAGAUCAAAGACAUCCAGUUCGGAGUGAAACAUGGUCGUUGCCAAGAAGUGGAUCUACGCCAAGGCCUUCUCCGGUUUGCCAACGGCAGAUAACUUUCGGUUGGAGGAGGAAACGCUCGACGGCGAGCUGAAAGAAAAUGAAUUCCUCACCGAAGCGGUUUACCUCAGCGUGGACCCCUACAUGCGACCGUUUAUGACGCAGCAUCCGGAGGGCUCGGUCAUGAUCGGCGGCCAGGUGGCCAAAGUGUUGGACAGCAAGAAUCCCAAAUUCCCCAAGGGAUCGUACGUGGUGGGUGCCUUCGGUUGGCGCACCCAUGCCAUUUGCAAUCCGGAUGAAGUGGCGCCUGAGUGGAAGCCGUACCCUCUGCCAGACUUCGAUGGGGAACCACUGUCGCUGGGGAUCGGAGUUCUAGGCAUGCCCGGUCAGACGGCUUAUUUCGGAUUUUUGGAAAUUUGCAAGCCGAAAGAAGGGGAAACGGUGGUGGUCAGUGGCGCGGCCGGUGCCGUUGGCUCUCUGGUGGGACAAAUAGCCAAGAUCAAGGGCUGCAAGGUGAUCGGCAUUGCCGGAACCGAGGCCAAGUGCGAGUGGAUCCGAAGCUUGGGAUUCGACCAUGCCAUCAACUACAAAACGGCGGACGUGGAAGCCGAACUGAAGAAGGCUGCUCCAGAUGGCGUUGAUUGCUACUUUGAUAAUGUGGGAGGUUCUACGGCGGAAAUCGUCCGCAAACAGAUGAACCUAUUCGGCAGGAUUUCCGUUUGCGGGACAAUCUCGGAUUACAACAGCGAACCGACGCAGGUUUCCGAUCCUCAGAGGGACUUUGUGUGGAAGCAGUUGAGACAGGAAGGAUUCAUGGUUUUCCGCUGGAACGAUCGGAUGUCGGAGGCUUUCGGACAGAACCUACAGUGGAUCAAGGAGGGUACGCUCAAAUAUCGCGAGACGAUCACCGAGGGGUUCGAAAAUAUGCCGCAGGCCUUCAUCGGAAUGCUGACCGGGGAGAAUAUUGGUAAGGCUGUUGUUAAGGUUUGAAUGUGUAAAAUUCUUUAUUGCCAAAUAUAUUGAUAAAUUAA